AUGGAAUCCGCUAAAGUCCCAGGUGGGACCCCUGCGCCAUAUGGCAGUGCGUGUAUGAACUGUUCUCGUGCCAAGUGCAAAUGUAUUAUCCCCGCAAGCGGUACUGGCUGCGAAAGAUGCCAGCGCCUGAGCAAGGAAUGCCGGCCUGCGCAAACAGUGCGCAAGCGCAAUAAGCCGACAUCCGGUUCUAAUACUGCCCAUCUCGAGGCCAAACUUGAUUGGAUCAUGUCCGCGUUUGAAAAGGGUGGUGCUGCCCCCAGUCUUCCUCCGAAUUGGCAACCUGUAAACCUAGAACAGAGUCAACGGCAUGAUCCAAGCCAAUCCGCACCAAUCACUCAAACCUCAACUAGUGUUUCUUCUUCAACUGCCGAGGAAAGGCACUACCCUACGCACUUUCUGGCCCCGUAUGAUCGGGAGAUCUUGUCCCUGAUCUAUGUCCCGCCCGCCAUGGCUCAGAAGCACCUAGACCAUUUCCGCACUCGGAACUUGCAAUAUCUCCCCUUUGUCUACAUUCCUUCUCACAUAACAUCUGACCAGUUGCGAGAGAAAUAUCCGUUUCUUUGGGUAUGUAUUAUGGAAGUGACCACAUGUAAAAAUCCAGAAGGUGACUCUUUCGGGAGAAUUACCAAUCAUAUUCAUCAGAGAGUUAUGGUCGACAUUAUGCCGAGCAUGGAUCUUCUCCUCGGGACCAUGAUUUUCAUAUCAUGGGUUACAUACACUAAAAGGCCGUUUCUCAAUGUCUAUGCACAUUUGCUAAUGGCCGUUGUCGCCGAGCUUGGGAUCAAUCAAAGUGUCCCAAAUGAAUACUCAGCCAUGCAUUCAUUCAAAGUCGCUAUUGGAAUGAAGCAAACUCCACCCACACCCAGAACACUGGAAGAGAGGAGGGCUGUGCUGGGAUGCUUCUUGAUAUCAUCAAGCGCCGCAUUGUCAAUGUCCAGGAUCGACGCUAUGCGCUGGACACCGCACAUGGAAGAAAGUCUUUCAGUACUCACCGAGGCUAAAGAGUGUCCCGAGGAUGAGCUUCUGAUCGCACUAGUCAAGAUCCAUUUGGUCUUAGACAGAGUCUAUCAACUGCGGCGGGACGGUGAAGCUUUUAUCUCGCUACCCUUCUAUCUCGAUAGCUUCAGAAAUCAAUUAGACACAGUGAAGAGCCAAAUUCCGCCUCAUCUUCAACAGCACAUCGUGCUGAUGUAUCUCUACAAUGCUGAAAUUGUAAUCAACGAACUUUCAAUACGAAACCCCGUCGUCGCACAUUCGCCUGAUCUCCAUCGCCUUGACAGCCUUUACACCUCCCUCCGAGCAACAAAAGGCUGGCUAGAGGUAUGGCUGAAACUUGAGGGAGAGGAGUACCUACAGGUAUCAUGUGUAAUUUUCUUCCAAUUCACUCGAGCUAUUGUCAACCUGUACAAGCUCACCAUUCUGGAGGACCCGGCGUGGUCUAAGAGUAUGGUCCGAGACACAGCAAAUAUCCUCGAAUACCUGAACAGAAACGAAGCCGUCAUCAGAAGGUGUCCAGAAAAUAUCACUUUCGACCAAAAUAGGGAAAUGAACCUCCUCGAAAAGGGAUUGAGGAUGGUUCAAGGCAUGAGAAUGAACUGGGAGCCGAAAUUGAUGGAAAUGUGGCACCCAAAUCUGCCCGCAAACAACGGGAUUGAUAGUGGCACGAUCCAAUCUGAUGAUAUACUUCCCGAUGUUAUGCAUUUCGGUGGGAUUGAUGAGGCCUGGAUGAUGGAUUUCCUUGGGUCGUUAUGA
Messenger RNA from Penicillium egyptiacum, 1752 nucleotides. NCBI's taxonomy places the organism in Eukaryota, Fungi, Ascomycota, Eurotiomycetes, Eurotiales, Aspergillaceae. The record is from the annotation of a GenBank genome assembly.